Motacilla alba alba is the source of this 8431-nucleotide messenger RNA. RefSeq names its product BICD family like cargo adaptor 1 (gene BICDL1). Gene Ontology annotation, biological process: Golgi to secretory granule transport; vesicle transport along microtubule. The coding region runs from base 49 to 1851 and encodes 600 amino acids. Lineage: Eukaryota; Metazoa; Chordata; Aves; Passeriformes; Motacillidae. The record is from RefSeq and is a predicted model, not a curated record. The transcript has 11 exons.
CGGGCCGGGCGCGGGGGGCGCAGCGGAGCGGCGGCGGCGCGCAGGGCCAUGUCGGCGCCGUGCCUGCGCCUGCCCGCCGCCGGGUCAGCACCGGCGGAGGCGGACAGCGCCGGCGGCAUGGAGCCGCCCGGGGCCGCCGCCCUGGAGCUGGCCCUGGAGGAGGAGCUGGCGCUGCUGGCCGCCGCCGGGGAGCCGCCGGAGCCGCCGCCGCCCGCCGCCGCCCGCGACCCCGAGCUGCUCUCGCUGAUCCGGCAGAAGGAGAAGGACCUAGUGCUGGCGGCGCGGCUGGGCAAGGCGCUGCUUGAGCGCAACCAGGACAUGAGCCGGCAGUACGAGAGGAUGCACAAGGAGCUCACCGACAAGCUGGAGCACCUGGAGCAAGAGAAGCACGAGCUGCGGCGGCGAUUUGAGAACAAGGAGGGAGAGUGGGAAGGAAGGGUGUCUGAGCUGGAGAGCGACGUGAAGCAGCUGCAGGACGAGCUGGAGAAGCAGCAGGUCCACCUGCGCGAGGCCGACCGGGAGAAAACGCGCGCUGUCCAGGAACUCUCCGAGCAGAACCAAAGACUCCUGGACCAGCUCAGCAGGGCGUCGGAGGUGGAGCGGCAGCUCUCCCUGCAGGUCCACACCCUCCGGGAGGACUUUCGGGAGAAGAAUUCCUCCAGCAGCCAACACAUCGUGCGGCUGGAGAGCCUCCAGGCCGAGCAAGUCCUUGAAAUCAAAAUGCUGACAGACAGGAAGCGGGAGCUGGAGCAUCGCCUCAGUGCCAUGAUGGAGGAGAACGACCUGCUCCAGGGAACCGUGGAGGAGCUGCAGGACCGAGUCCUCAUCCUGGAGAGACAAAGCCAUGACAAGGACCUGCAGCUGCACCAAAGCCAGCUGGAGCUCCAGGAGGUGAGGCUGUCCUACCGGCAGCUGCAGGGCAAGGUGGAGGAGCUCAGCGAGGAGAAAAGUCUCCAAAACCUCAACACAACCAGCACAUCCCUGCUCUCUGAGAUAGAGCAGAGCAUGGAGGCAGAGGAGCUGGAGCAAGAACGAGAACAGCUGAGGCUGCAGCUCUGGGAGGCAUACUGCCAAGUGCGGUACCUCUGCUCCCACCUGCGGGGCAACGACAGCGCCGACUCGGCCGUGUCCACCGACUCCUCCAUGGACGAGUCCUCAGAAACCUCAUCAGCCAAAGACGUGCCAGCCGGGAGCCUGCGCGCGGCUCUCAGCGAGCUCAAGAGACUGAUACAGAAUGUGCUGGACGGGGCAGACUCCACGAGCUCUCGGCGAAGCGACGACGACACCUUAGAGGAACAGAUCAGGAGAACCAGUGAGGAUUCACGAGCCCUGAGGGAAUUAAUGGAGGGAGAACGGGGGAAACUGAGGCAGAGUUUGGAGGAGCUGCAGCGACUGCACAGCCAGGUGACGCUGCUGAGUGUGGAGAUGACGACGCUGAAGGAGGAGCGGGACCGGCUGCGCGGCGCUGCCGAGGACAAGGAGGCGAGCGAACGGCUCCUGCAGGCCAUCAGGGACCGCGACGAGGCCAUCGCCAAGAAGAACGCGGUGGAGGUGGAGCUGACCAAGUGCAAGAUCGACAUGAUGUCCCUCAACAGCCAACUCCUGGAUGCCAUCCAGCAGAAAGUGAACCUCUCGCAGCAGCUGGAGGCCUGGCAGGAUGACAUGCACAGGGUCAUUGACCAGCAGCUGAUGGACAAACACCCGAAGGAAUGGAGCCAGCUUGCUUAUUCCUUCUCCAGUGGCACCAAGCGGAGUGCCAGGCCCUCCCCCGCGCUCAGGCCGGAGCAGCAGGGGGACGAGCCUGGCGGGGCCGAAGGAAACCGUCUCUUCUCCUUUUUCAAGAAAAAUUAAUUUGAAAAAGAGAAAACUCUCCAACAAUUCCUGCUUCAAGAUGGGGAGUGGAGCAGCUGCCCAGCUUGCUGAUGGACCCAAGUCUGAUCCACUGAGUAAAAAAGAAGGGGGCAAAGGAGUUAACCCUUGAGACUGCACUAUUUACACCGCACCUGGUCUGAACCAAAUGUUUACAUGAAUUGGAGAUUUGCAAAUUGACAAUGUGAUUCUAAUAGAAAGAAACUUUUCUUAUUCUAUACGUGAAGUGAUAAAACUUCAGGGUAUAUUUUAGGCGCUUUGACACAGUCCAGUUUCUGCUGUGAAGAAUUCUCUGAUUGUCUUAAAAGCAUUCUUAUGCUGGAGAAGGAAAUAAGCAGCCCCAAGACAGAGUGGUGCAGGGGAUUGAAAACUUCUGUCACAACGAGCAGAAGGGGAAGAAGAGAGCUGAAUGCAAGAGGACAGAAGGGAGCCAUUUGUAUCAGCCUGGCAGCUGUGACAUCCUUCAUCCAUCCCACUGAGACUGGAGUCAUUCUGGCCCCAGCAAUACCAUGUUUUGACAAAUAUAGCUUUCUCUGUGGUGGAAGCAGAGCCCUCGCUGCAGCUCCUGCCUGUGCACCAUGUCCCCUGGAGCUCUGCGUGGCCAUUCACCCUCACUGGGAUCCAGGCUCCUCGCAGCUCAGGGCAGGAGACAGAUAGGUGGUGUCACUGCCCUCUCCAGCUCCCUCCUGUUACAGAGGUAAGAGUUGCAGGCUGUAGCUACACAGAUUUCUCCCCAGGAAACUGACCAUCUGCAACAGAUUACAGACUGGAUAAAAGUUGUGCAUGUUCAGUCCUGGGGCACCUGCUGUUACUCCAAUGGCCAAAAGUAGUUUGGGAGCUUCAGCAAGUCACACACCUUUCCCUAAAGCCAUACACAUCUCCCAAGCAGAGUAAGAAAACUGUCAUUUUAACUGGAUAGGCCCCCAAAAGCCUAACUAAUAAUUCACUGAAAGCCUACUCCCAAUGAUGUCAGUCAGUCUUUGACACUGGGUUGGCAGACUCGAUCCUCAGAAGGCACACUGGCAUCUGCUUUCACUGAAGCCAAAGGCUAUCAGGGUGUCUACAAAGCUCUGCAAAGCCUGCAGGUUACUCUGCCCUAUGCAGUAACACUGGCUAUGGCCUGACAGAAAGGAGUAUUUUAUAAAGUCCCUGCCUUUGGAUCAGUUGCUACUCAGCCCUUUGGUGAGCAGGGCCAGAAAGGUCAUUUUGAUCCAGAAAGGUCCUUUUGAUCAAAGAUCACCAGAGCCUGCUUUGCACAGCUUGAUCAACAAGAAGGAACGUGGCUUUUUUGGUGUAUUCCAGGACACAGCAGUGCUGGAAAUCCUGCAAUACUCAAGUAGGGACCUUCCCUCUGCACCGGAUGGGCACUUUACAGCUCUUUUAUCAGUCUACCAUCAUAAGCCAGUGAGGAGCACCAGGCUCAGUUCAGAGAUGUCCUGCUGCUGUCAUGCAAUUUUCACACAUUUUCCCAGCUCAUAAUGAUCAUGGGCAGGCCCCAGUUUGUUUCCUGCUGCUUUCAAAAGGCCGCCACCUACACUGUCCCACAGCAGACAGAGCUGGCUGCACCUUCAGCUCUGCCCUGCUCAGCAACUUUGGUGCUAACCCACCAUCCCACAGGGAGCUGCUAUCUCUGCUCACUCCUCACAAGAACGAGCUUUCUGCUAGAACAGGUACCAAACACCUUCUAAGCAGCGGGUAAGAGGCUGGUGGCUUGGGUUUUAGUGUUAUUCAGCUUCCCUGUGGGAUAGAACAUCCAUAAUACCUCAGUACAAAUCUCCUUUCUGCCUAUGAAGAUUUGAGCAUUUCUGUAUUUCCUUGUUACAUGAAACCACCGCACUGGUAUGAAACCAUCUUGUACUAAGGCAGCUCUGGGCUGCAAGGAGCAGAGUGCUCUGAGACUGGCAAUGAUAGUAAAGAGCUGAGUGGUGAAACCCAUCUACAUGAGAGCAAUGAAUGCUGGAUUGCAGAGCUUGCUUCAGGAGAUCCUUGGGCAAAGCCCCACCAAUACAGCUUGAUGCUUUUGGGGAAAGGCAUCAGGAGCCUCACAGGCAGGGAAGGAAACUGAACCUUGGCCUCUCGUUUCUAGGCAAUGCUCAGCUGUUGAGUAUCUGCUUGUAGCCACUUGUGCAAGCGAGGGGAAGGGCUGCAGUGCCACAUGCUCUCAGGCCUCAUCCUCCCGUCCUGCCUCUGCUGUGACUCCGGAUAGGGCAGGGACACGAGGCAUGUGCUCAGCAUCUCCUGCUGCCAGGACUCAGUCACACCCACAUGCAUUACCCCAGCCCUGGAUUCCUGCAAAAUGAGGCGUGGCUGCACGGAUGCCCGUGACACCAGUGACACAGUGACACCUGUGACACACUGACACACGUGACACAGUGAAAACGAUGCUCUAUCAUAGGAGAGCCACGUGAACAUCUCGGUCCUCGGGGACCUUUCUUCUGCUGUCAGUUGUCAUUUCCCAGACCCCACCAACUCUCUUCAAGCCACAGCAGUUGUGUGGGACUCUACCCCAGUGAGGAUGGAUGGAUGGAUGGAUGGAUGCAAUCCUAAGGCAAGGGCCUUAAGUUACCCCAUGAAUAUGCAGUAACAAGAUGAAGAAAGGUGCCUUCUGCUACAUUUGCUGAGGAAAGUGACUCAAUCGGUUGCAGGGACAGGCACAGCACAUCUCUUCAUUUAAUGAGACUCCUUAAUACCAUUGCAAUUUUAUUUAUUUAACAAGAGUGACAGAAGAGACUGCAAGAGGAAAGUCUGCAUGUUCUAAGGUGCCAGUUGGGUAUGGUUUCUUCAAGCAAGCCCCUUCACCCUAAAGACUUAGUUGCACUACUAAACCCAGAGAUACAAGAGAACUGGGUGUAAUGAACUGGACAACACACCAAAGGAGACCUCCUUGUGCUGAGCUGCUACUUCACAGGAACAGAAACUGCCUUAACACAGCAGCUAGGUUUUGUCUUCUGUCUUGAAAAACCUCACCGUGCAGUCCUUCACACCCAUUUGUCACGUUGUGUUUUAACAAGGUCCCAACUACUUCACUCUGUGCUGUCAUUAACAUGCUCACCUCCAUCCUGUCAUGGCCAGGAGCCUGGAAUCAGCCUUGCAGUGCUGGUUGGAAGACACUUGCUUCACUUGUGGCAUUUGACUCUUCCAGGACACAUCCACAGUGUAAAGGAAACAUCAGCUCCAGGAGAGGAGAUGGAGGAAGCACAUUAAUCCAGCAGGUACUCAGGAUCCCAAAGGAGAUUUAAUGAGUGGGAUCAGCAGCUCUAAACACAGCCCUCAGCCUUGCAUUUGAGAUAAUGGUAAAUAAAACAGUAGUGCUGCACAGUCACUGUUCAAGUAUUGCACAGAGAAGAGAUGCCUGCUGAGAUUAAGGUUACAAAGGACUUUCCCACAGGUGACAGGUGACUGGGCAAAUGUUUGUCAGGCCAGCCUGAGGGAAAAGGGAUCAGUGUCCCCUUCCUAAACUCUGCAAGGGAAGCAACUGUAAACAAGGAACAAAUGGUAAUGAAAGGCAAGUCACUAGCACUUUAUCUUCCUACAAACUUAGAUCAGCAACUUGCCAUGGAGAUGAACAGUAAAUCAAAAGUUACUGACAAGAGAGUCAUUUUGCAGAGAGAGCAGGAAGUGAGGCUGCAGGCAGGGCCACAUGCACUUGGCCUACUUAGAAUGGUAGAUAUUCCAGAUAUGCCUCUCCUUCAGGCAAACUCUCUACUCCCCACUUGGUUAUAAAAAGCAAGAUUGUUUGAACCAAAAAGCCAAGAAAGGAAGUGUCUGGGUGCUGCAGCAGUGAUUCCCUUGGAUUGAGAGGGAAAAAGCACACAGCAGGGACAAGCAGAAAGAAUGUACCUAUAGAUAUGUACAUAUACCACAGUGCUGUAAUUUUUGUAUGUAGCAGUCAUGUAAAUAAAUGUAUGGUUUUUAUAAGAUACAUAUUAUAAAAAUCUAUAAAGGCAUAUUUUUAGUAAAAACAAUGCUCUUCUUCUUUUGUAAAUAGUUCUCUUCAGAAUAAAACAUCAUUUAUACGAUCCUGUCUCAGCUCUCACCAUUUUACUGUGCCCAGCUGCAAAACAAGCUCAUUUUUUGAACUGUCGUUUAACAGCCAAGAGCAUCUUUGCUGCUGCAUCAUCCCAUGAAAUUCAGCCAGGUAAAGCCCCUGUGUGUGCUUAGGAGAGAAGGGGCCAGGGCAAAAACCUUUGAAACAUUUACAUCUCUUGAGGCACAGGAACACCUAAAGGUGGGUAAAUCAUUCCACCCUCCGGCCAUUUGUGUCCUUUCCUGGCGCUGGUAUGGAGGCAGACUCAAACUGGAAGGAGUUCAGACAGCAAACACAAACAGUGACACACCCACAGCCGGCAGGAGCUGCAGCUCAGACCAUCCACGUGUCCCCAGGAGUCCCCUCCAUCUACUCCUGAAGGGCGCAGACGCUGCAAAGGCACCUUCCCAAAGCAGGUUUCCAUCACUGCCCCAGGAGCAGCCUGGGCAGGGCAAGGGGAUGCUGAAGGCACAACCACAGCUGCAGUUCCUGCACAGAUUAAUUAAACACACAGUAAUUUCCUGGGAAAGUGAGGAGAGACUCCAGAUGCUUUUUAGUCACCUCGGGAGAAGGAGCUUUCAAAGCUCACUCAAUACUUUUUGUUGAGCAGAAAGACAGAAGAUUACAGCACAAUCACAGGCAUCUCACUUCACACAGAAAUGAGUUACCCGUUCACCUUCCUCCUUCAUUCAAACUAAAACAGCAAUUAAACAUUUGAAAGCAUUAAUUAUGGGGUUUUUUUAUAUCCCCUCUCAGGAAAUAACCUUUUACACACAGCAGCAGAGCUCACCCCUGGCGUGCCACCCUCCACCUCCAGGUGCUGGACAGCAGAGGAAACAGAGCCUCAAAGAAAGAUUUGGCAGCUUGUAACCUUUAUUUUUAGUUUUUUAAAAUUAUUUAAAAAGCAUAAUUAGAAACUUUCAUUACAGAAGUAAUCCUAGCAAACCAGUUAGACAUUCCAUUGCUCAACAUUUAGGAAACUUCACAUCAGCACCACUAGAGACACGGUCCCCACCGCUUCCAACUGAACAGUGAUGACAAGAGCAGAGGUAACUGCUCCUCUACAGCCAGCUCAGGGGAAAAAAAAAAAAAAAAAAAGAAGAAAUUCCCACUUUAAGCCAAAAAGCUGGACCUGGAUUGACAGAAUUCCAACCACAGCCACAAAAACCUGGACUCAAAGAGGACCAAUUUUUCCAUAUAAGAGAACACUCCAGGCUUGGGUGCACCAUUUCCUCAUUUUAUUGCAUCAUUUCCAGUAAAUUCAGACAUGUUCUUUACUUCACUCCCUCCUAGAUCUGCACACAGCUACCAACGAGAUUCCCAAAGUAACACAGCUGGGCCCCUCAAUCUGCAGGGGGGAACCCCCACAGGACAGCUCCAGGGACCGGCCCAGCUCCUCCCAGCACACACCACAUUCCACACCGGAGAGCAGGCAGGAUGGACCGGUGUGACCAAAGCCACCACUCUGCACAGCCUCUCAACAUCGAUCAGAGCUCACCCCAGCAGCUUCAUCCCAGCUCACUCCACUUCUUGGGUUACCAGUGCAGGAUAUGUGAAGAGAAGAGGUGGGUGAAGGCAGCUGGAUCCAUAUCCCCAGCACCUGAACCCAUUAAAAACCCACGUGUUACACAUUCAUCGUUUGCACUUCGGAAAAAGUCUUUAAAGUGAUUGACUGUGAUGUGAUUGUAUGAUCAGGGCUCUCACCACAACCUGAAAAAUCUAAAACAAUGCAGGCAAAAUAAGUGACUAAAAUUUAGCCUCUCCUGGAGAAGGGGUGAGGAAGGGAGAGAAGUGGGCUGAUUACAAGCUCAUGGACAUGGGUGAAUCACAUCCUACCAAACUAAGGCCACCAAUUCCAUAGGGCCACUUACUGGCACAUGGAGUAUGUCCACCUUAAGCCUUAAAGGAAGUCAUACCCUCCAUGCCUUUUAAGGUAAAAUUAUUUUUUAAUAUUAUUUAGGCAAUAAUUCAGGUGCUGAGCAUGUCCUUUCAGCCCAGACAUUUGAUACUUUAGUUACACGCACAUACACUCUCCACCUUUAUCUACAUCUAUUCAGGCUGAGGAAGUGAGCCCUUGUUUUCCCAGAAAGGCUGACGAGGGCCAGGAAAAUGUUGCUGAGCACAGCAAGCCCAGUUUGUUUCCAAGUGUGAUCCUCCACCACCACGUAACCCAAGCAAGCAAGCUUUCCAUUUCUUUGCAUUAAACAGCAGUCCUCCUUCCUAGCUGAAGAAUCCUGGGAAUGAUCCUGCAGCUUUCCUAUUCAGACAUCAAUAAGAGCUGGAUUUUUUUUUCAUGCCUUUUCUCUCUCAAAAACAAAACCUUUGCCACCAAAAUUCACAUUCAAGUUGAGAUUGCCUAUUUGUGGACAGGGCAACAAGGAGAAAUUUGGGGGUUUUGGCAGAAUCACAUGAUUUUUGUUCUUCUCAAAAGAAAUGGACCCUCACUUAGGAUACUGGCAGAACCAGAAGCAGAGGUCAAAGUUGUUAAACUUUGCUUAAAAAAAAAAAAAAAAAAAGGUUUUAUCCAAACAAUCC